GCAGGGAUGUGCUGCUCGUGAGCCCGUAUCGCACUUGUGCCUCUGGCCAAAGCAAACAUGGACCCCUCCACAGAUGGCGCAAACACCAUUGCUGGGCCCAUCUCCGCUACGACCUUGUUUUUGUUUACUGCUGGCCCCUGACAAAACGACCAGCUGUGAGGCAGGGUGUGGAGAGAGGCUUGCCUGUAAUCGUGGAUUACGUGCAGUUCUCCAACGGCGCUCUUGGCAGCUAUUCGGAAUUCACGCCCCAUUCGUCUGCCGCCCGCCUCAGCCAGAUGCAAGCGCAUUAAAGGCUGCUGCUGCCUGGCGCCCUGCCACGCGGCAGUCUCUUUCUCUUUCUCUCUCCUCCUCCUUGCCAUUACCUCAUCGCUGCCUCAUCUCCCAUUCCCCUGCCGCAUAUACCGAGGCUUUGCUUUCCAAGCUGGACUGCAUCUGCUUCGCUUGUGCUGUGCUUUGUGUGUGUGUUUGUUUUUGAGCUAUUUUUAUUUUGGUGGCCUCUCUGAAGCGCUCAGAUCCUGGAUAUGAUUGCUUUUUCUAGGAUGUGGUGGUGGGGACUGGCGGGACCGCUUCCUAAUUUGUUUUGCGAAAAAAGGUUCAAUUUAUUUGUUUUUGGCCGAGAACGGGGUUUCUG
Molecule: messenger RNA, 631 nt
Organism: Linderina pennispora
Lineage: Eukaryota; Fungi; Kickxellomycota; Kickxellomycetes; Kickxellales; Kickxellaceae
Exons: 1
Coding region: 74-475 (133 amino acids)
Source: RefSeq, a predicted model, not a curated record